AUGUUUCAGUUUUUAAAGCAAGGUUUGCCCACGUUAAACACCGAAGAAGAUUCUGACGAAGGUGUGCGCGACUUGGUGGAAAUUACGUUUAAACGUCUGGACUUUGACCAUGAUGGACGGGUAUCCUUGAAUGAUUUUCUGCAAGCUGUUGAUGCGGACCCACUUCUACUUGGCAUUCUUGGACCUUGCUUUCCAGAUGAAAAAGUGAGUUAA
Molecule: messenger RNA, 213 nt
Organism: Dibothriocephalus latus
Lineage: Eukaryota; Metazoa; Platyhelminthes; Cestoda; Diphyllobothriidea; Diphyllobothriidae
Source: the annotation of a GenBank genome assembly